ACCGGCCAGUGCAUAUAGACUUUCUAGGCUCUCUUUGCCAGAUAUUUUGUACAAAUAUUAUCGGAGUGUGUUUACUAAGGCGGAGACACAGAAGCGCUAAAUGUGUUUUAGUCCCAAGUUUUCGAGCUAAUGUAAGUAGAAGUCUAUGUCGGAGUAGGAGAAGUUGAACAAGCCCGAGCCGUGGCUCUGAGAUUCGAAAAACUGCGGAGGGUAACGGCCGAUUCUCUGUUCUCUUCACGUGUUAUCGUUCAGCACUCGGGGUUAGGCAGAGACGGGCCACGGGAACAAGUCAGGCAGGGAUGUAAAGUCCUUCAGAUGACAGGAGCUUUAGUUUGCUAGUUUCUGAUAGUGAUAAUUCUGUACUAGUCUUCUCUAUACUGGAAGACGAGUACACGGGGAAAACCUGGCUCCAAUGCUGAUCUGGUGUUUGAACGGAGGAAGCUGCUGUGAUUGUGUCAGAGAUUACCCUCUGUUUGGAGAAUGACGGAUAUUACUCACAGGAGCAGUUCGAUAGUGCCUCGCUCAGGUCCUUUGAAACGUCGGAAAUCUGAAACUCCUGAUGGAUUCGUUUUACUCACAGAAGAUGAGCCGUUGGAGCAGGAGAAAAAGGAAAACAAUAAUUUAACAGAGUAUCGGGAUGCCCCCUCCAGCCCUUCAGCAUCGGAUGCCACCAAUGAUUUGUCUCCCUUUGAGAAUUUGGGAUCUCCAGGGUCUCCACCACCUUUUAAUCCAAUCGACAAUGAAAGACUUCCAAAUGAACUUCUGGAUGAAAUCUGCUCAGAUGUGGGUUUUAAGGAUACCAUGGACCUGGACAUUGUGGAAUUCCUCAUGGAUCAGGAGGUUCCAACAACCGAUGCUGGCCAAAUUUGCGAUCCUUUCUCAACUGCCGGUCUCUUUUCAGUCAAUGGAUGCAUGGCCACGCCAACGAAAGGAAUUGGAAAGUCUGGUGGGGACCGAGCGUCUAGUCCAGGUCUGCCACCGACUGGGUAUUCGGCCUGCUCCAGUACAUCCGGCAGUCCAGUCAGCAAACGGUUCCAUGCUGCUCCUCUAAGUUCCCAGUCGAGUCCGCAGAAGGACUGCUCUAGUGCAAAUACAUUUAAACUGCCCAAGACACCAAGUAAAUCCUGUUCUUCCUCUGAUACAAACACAGCCGGUUUCCAGUCGCCAAGUCGUCAUCAAACCAGUAUUGACAACAAUUUGAUUAGCACUCCGUCCAAAACAGGGAACCAUGCUGGAUUAUGCCAUGACUCAGCAAACCACCACCACCAUCAACAACAACAACCAGGACAACAACAACAGCAGCACCCACAGAUGCCCUCAGAUGGUCAUCUGCAUACAGGCCAACACGGUCAUCACCACAUACAGCCCCCUCACGGGACAGUCUCGGCUGCCACCAGGUGCUGCAGUCCUUCCUCUGGAGCGCCUCCUCCCUUACAUCAUCUGGGCCCACGCCACCCAAUGCAACAAGGACAGAACCUUCAAAAUCCUCAGGGGUCAAUGGUGCGUCCCUCUCCUCAACGAAUGCCUCAGGGUUAUCCACAAAGCCCGGGAUACAAAAAGAUGGGUCGUCCCUCUCCUCCAGUGGUGAAUGUUCUCAAUAUGCCACAGUCACAAAACAUGCCCCAGACUCAGAAUUCAAGGUGGAUGAACAACAACAACAACAACUGCCAAGCUUCUAUGCAGCAACACCCGUAUCAUGACAUGAAUCAAAAUAAGUAUGAUCAAGGGAAACUGGGUUUUUAUAACAACCCUAACGCAGCUUCGCAGUACAUGAGCCAGCAGGGCAGAACGUUGGACUCUCCAUUAGACCAGGGUUACUUCUCUGGAGAUACGGCAUCUGUCAGAAGUUUCUCAUCAUCGUCAUCGUCUACUGGCACCACAGUUAUGUGUGGCGGUGUGACAGGCGGCAAGGGGCAUAUGAUGAGGCGAGCCAUGGGCUCAAACCCUGCCCUCAAUCAGUAUAUGCCUCAAGCACAGCACCCACAGGAGAUGAACAUCUAUAGGGCUGCCCAGGGUGGUAUGGGUCCUAAUGGUGGCAUGGGACCAAAUGGUGGCUUCCCACAGCAACAACAACAACAACAGCAGCAGCAGCAACAUCAGUUUGGUAAUGAGUGUGACUAUUUUGGAAAGACUGAACCCAAUGAUCAGGCUUAUCCUGGACAGAUGGGUCAGAUGUGUCGUCCCCAGGGCAAUCCUCAGGUGAACAGACCCUACCCUUCACCAGGGGUGAACAGUACAAACUGCUUUGACAACAGUUUCAACCCUGUUGGGAAUUUUGAAACGGACUUCAAUGACAAUGAACAAAAAUCCAUAUCUACCAAAAUCUUACCACGUUGUUCACCUUAUGUGAAGUCUGACGUGGCACCUUAUACUGUGCCUUGCAACAAUGGGCAAACUGUGGCAAACCCUUAUGACAUUAGGAAUAAUCCUGGUGUGCAGAAUGGUGGAAUACCUCAGCAGGCUGGUGGUCACAAUAUGGAAAUUGCUCCCAACACAAACUAUGACAACUGUAGGCCAGUUCCUGACAUGCAGAACCCUAAUAUGUCAAUGAUGUCCUCCAUGGAAGGUUCCAAUAUGCAUAUCCCUCAAUCCAUGCCCUCUCCAGCAAGAGGGUACGCAUUGAACUCCAAUAACUCUACUUCUAUGCAAAUGCCUCCACAAACUCAGGGGGCUUGUGACUCUCCUAUGCACUAUGGUAACAGAUCCAUGCAGCAAGGCAGUGCUAUGGACCCAUCUUUCGUAGGACAAAUGUCGAACAUGCAGAUGCCUGCCACCCCUCAAGCCAGUAGUUGUAGUGGGGGUAUGGGUGUUCAGCAGCCAAACAUGACUUCUACGCCCCACCCAGGGCAUCACAUGUCUACUAUGUGCUCAGGAGGGGGAUCUCAAUACCCUGUGUCUAACAAUCCCAUGGGUGGGGUUGGCAAUCAGUCUUGGCAACAAGGAAACAAUAUGGCUCCUCAGCCAAUGGGGCAGGGCUAUGGCAAACCUCAGGGUAUGUGUGCCCAGGGCAUGUCUCAGCCCAUGGGACAAGGGCCAGUCCCUAAUGGUGCGCCCCCUCCUGGUCAUAUGUGUGGGCCAAACUGUAACUGUAAGAAUGCAGCAAGACGACCCCCAGUGAUAUCAUCCCAGCAGUCCUUCAUCCAGCAUUUGAUAACAGACAGGUCCAAUGCAUUCCGAUCACAUCCAUUGUUCCCCCUUCUGCGUGAUCUCAUUAUUGCUGAUAUGAACUUCAACUCCCCGUCCUUCCCCUAUCAGCUCAUAAGAAAUCUACCUGCUGAUUUUGACAAACUAUUGCAGAACUUCUUACAAAGAAACCCUCCAAAUGGGAGUUAUCAAAACAACUACGCAGUGGAAAGUGUUAUUAUGGAUGCCUUAAAAUAUGCCCACCAGUGCCUUAUAGAGAAAAUUAAAGUUAGACAAGAACAAGACAAACACACAAAGACCACGUCAAAAUCUCUAAGUGCUAUUGAAGAGUUUUGUGAGAAGUUUGAUCGGGCUGUGAGAAACAGUAUGAGUAAGCCAGAGCAUCCAGCUGCAGGUAACCAUGGUGAUAUGGGUGUUGUGAACCCCAUGAUGAAUGGAGGUCAAGGGUCAGGUGUUGUUCCUUUACCAGGAGGUGCUGCAGGCAUGUCAGCCCAGGACCAUAAACACUCGAUGGAGAUGCCGCCUCCGACUGGCUACCUAAGCUCCCCGAUGAAGAAGAUGGAUCAUAUGGGGGGUAUGAUGUCACACUUCCAUGUGCUGCGAGAUUUGCCUGACUCUGCUAGUGAAUCAGGUUCUUCCAUCAGUAGCACAUCGUGCCACAACAAAACAGAAUCCAAGAAACACCCAAGUCUACCCAAAGAGGCUGUUGCCAUGAUGUUGGACUGGUUAAGGAACCACAAAGACAACCCUUACCCUAAUGAUGAUGAGAAGGCAAUGCUAAUCAAACAAACAGGACUUACCAUCAAUCAAAUCAACUACUGGUUCACAAAUGCCCGCAGGAGGAUUUUACCAAAAUGGGCACAGGCCAAAACUUAGGAGUGAUACUUUGUGAUUUAGAGCUGUUUAUGUGUCCAGGAUUAAAAACCACCCUGCCUACCAUAGUGACGAGUGGCUUGGGUGUUUUACUGCGCAAACUCAGGGAUGGAAUUCUUCUGUAUACCUGCCACUCAUCUGUGUUCCUUUUGUAUAAUGAAUUUGUGAUUUAGAAGACUAUUUAUUAGUUUUGUAGUCCUGUAGCUCCUCAUAUUUGAUCUCUUGACUAUCUGGUCUCAAACCCACCUGUUCAGGUAUUUAUAGCUCAUCUAGCUUUGUUGCUUAUCUGUCUUUUCUCAAAACAACAGUGUCUCUCAAUUUACCUGUCUCUCCUGAUCAACUGACCUGUCCAGGUCAUAUCUGUUCUCUCUAUGUCUGUCUCUCCUCUACUCUGAUGUCUCAACAUUAGGGUUCUGUCUCGCACCUUUACUCAUUUUGUCUCUACUGUGUAAGCUCUGUUACAAAUUAUAGCUGGUAUUAUGCUGUGAAUUGGACAAAAACUGCUGAUCGAUCAAACAAUCUAAGAACUUUUCGUGAAGAUGUUUCUUCCGGUAAUGCCUUCUUGGGCUAGCAUUUUGCAUGUAUAAUUGUAUAUUCUAUCUCACAUGAAAUAUGAACAAAUGUAAGCCAAGCAAAGAAUCGCCGAUUCUUGGUGUUGACAAUAGCCUUAUAUUAGGUUAAGGGAGAGAACUCUGGAACAAAAACCCUAUCAGUAUUUCUGGCGGAAGAGUCUUGUAUUACUUGGUGUUUUCAGCAAGAAACCCAGCGUGCGUUGUAGUUAUAGGAUUUAAAUUGAAUUCCACUUCAAACAACAUUUUGUCCCUCAAAUGUUCUGUUAGUUUUAAGUUUAGUUUCUGUGUUAUUUAAUUCUCUGUAGUUGUUGGCAUAGUGCUUUUUCUCUUUCGCCAAGAACUGUUUCAUAAUGUUGGCAUAAUAUAUUGGAUUAAGAAAAGCUAUGGUGUCUUAGAAAGGCACAUCUACAAUGUUGAAGGAUUGUGUUUAUGCAAGUUUGAUUUCAUUUCUUAAUUAAGAUACAGUCUUAACCAUACUCAGAACCAUAAAUAUUUAUUAUAUGUUCUACAAUGAUUUUCAUACCAGUACUUCAGAAAAGGUUUUCGCCUAAGGGGAAGUUCAGCAAUACCAUUAUCAUCUAAAUUUACGCAAAACAUUUAGAGUUUAAUGUUCGAGUGAUAACAGUUCUCUUACGUCAUAACAUACAUCGACCUGCAGCUUGUAAAUCAAGAGAGCAAUCAUUGUUUGCGCUGCUUAUAUUUUAUACAUUCAGCAGUCACUAAGUGCCUUUUACUGUAAGUUGUGUGUAGCUCUCCUAAUUAGUGUCUUCCUCUAGCCCGACCAUCGCUCCCCUGUGGCUAGGAGGUUUACCACCUCGAGCAAUUCUGGUCACCGAUGGACGCUGCCUUCGCCACGCCUGUCCAAGUCAUCUGGAACAAAACGGGUAUUACUAUAUGCUGUAGCUCUGGCAUGUGUUGUCGCUGUAGGUUUGCAUCACACCCCGUACCUGUCUUGUCACGACGCUGCCUUAAUGUAUAUGCAAGUCCAACUAGUUUUUUAAGCAUAUUUACAGGGUUACAGCAACGUUGUUAUUUUUAAUGAACACGAUUCUUGGUUGUUUUAACUGUUUAUAUUACUUUUGGUACUAGAGUCC
Messenger RNA from Liolophura sinensis, 5683 nucleotides. RefSeq lists its product as uncharacterized. NCBI's taxonomy places the organism in Eukaryota, Metazoa, Mollusca, Polyplacophora, Chitonida, Chitonidae. Gene Ontology annotation, molecular function: DNA binding. The transcript has 7 exons. Gene Ontology annotation, biological process: regulation of DNA-templated transcription. The record is from RefSeq and is a predicted model, not a curated record. The coding region runs from base 481 to 4020 and encodes 1179 amino acids.